This is a messenger RNA of Cynara cardunculus var. scolymus (artichoke), 1212 nucleotides long. RefSeq lists its product as uncharacterized. The record is from RefSeq and is a predicted model, not a curated record. The transcript is spliced from 2 exons. NCBI's taxonomy places the organism in Eukaryota, Viridiplantae, Streptophyta, Magnoliopsida, Asterales, Asteraceae. Bases 1 to 1212 code for a protein of 403 amino acids.
AUGAGCAACAAAGUUGAUCCCAAACCUCUACAUCCCGUAUACACUGUUACUAACAUCCAACACAAAGUCCGUGUGCUCGAUGGUGUGAAAGUUUCGUACUCCUCGUGGGUAAAACUUUUCAUGCUACAUGCCAAAGGGUACGAUGUUCUGCAACACAUCGACGGUUUCUCGGCCCCAGCUAAAACUUCCACCGACUACCCGUCUUGGGAAAAGAUUGUUGCAGUGGUAUUACAAUGGAUCUACGGAACUCUUUCCGAUGAUCUUCUUGUCCGGGUGUUAGUCGAUGAUUCUACUGCAUUCGAGGCUUGGCAGCGGGUUAAAAACUUGUUCGUUAAUAACAAAGGCUCUCGUGCACAGGCGCUACAACAUGAACUAACGAACCUGACCCUCGCCGCCAUGCCCUCCAUUGAAGCUUAUUGUCAGCGCAUUCGUGAUCUUUCAGAUCAAUUAGCUGCUGUUGAUUGCCCACUGAAUGAUAAUCAACUGGUACUCUACCUUGUUCGUGGUCUCCCACGUGAAUAUGACACUAUUGCUUCCAUCCUCAAUCAAACUCUCCCUUCAUGGGAGGAUGCCAUCGAUCGUCUUCAAUCCGAAGCACGACGUAUUGCCGCCCGGGAAGCUGCCGCCCCUACCCCUCUUGUUGCUGCCGCCGUCACAUCUCCACCCACAAAACGUGAUGCUCAAGACAACUCUACUUAUUCUAAUCGGGAGAACCAGAAUCGCCUUCCUUCAGGCUCUCGUCGUGACUCCAGCAAAAACGGACGGUCUAAUACCUCUAAUCGUGGCCCAGGUCAAUAUUCACAAAGACCCACGAUCCAACAACCAUUUUAUCCUCCACCACCCUAUUGGGCUCCACCAUAUUGGGCUCCUCCAUAUUGGGCUCCUCCACCUUGCCCUUAUCCAACUCAAAGCUGGACACAACCUUGGCAGCACCGAAUCAACCCUCGGCCAAGCAGCAACCUACCAUCUAACCGUACUGCUCAAGCACAUCUCGCCGAUGUCGACCCGCUUCAACCCACUCAAUUGGCGGAUGUUGUUCAUGCGUUAUCCAUGGAACCUUCUGAUGAACAAUGGUACUUUGACACUGGAGCAUCUUCUCAUCUCACCUAUGAUCAAGCAAAAUGGCAAAUCCGAGCGCAUGAUUCGUCGCUUAAACGAAAUCAUGUUUACUUUACUCACUCAUGCUUCUCUACCAUCCUCCUUUUGGGUUGA